AUGUUCUUCUGCUGGUCCGGUCGCCUAGCACUUGCCGCUCUUAUCUGCCUGAUGCAUCAACAGCAAUUUGUGUGUCAUGCUGGUUGGGCAACCAGAACAGCAACAGCAACAACAGCAACAACAACAACAGUAACCACUUCGAGCGGCAUGCAGAUCCAGGCAGUGCAGGUGAACUGUACUCGGGAGCUGCUGGACAUGCAGCUAACACUAAGUCGGCCCUUUCGCGGCCUCCUCUACGCCAAGGACUUUCCGCUGGAGUGCCGUGCUCGCGGCCAAGAUGCCCCGAAGAUCGCCCUUCGUUUGCCCACCUCUGGGUGCGGGGUUCGCGCCGAGCCAAUGCCCGACGGUGGCAUGGAGUAUACGGUUCGGGUGAUGGUCCAAAUGGAGCAAAAGCUGCGCCAGAGCACCGACAUCCUACGCACCGUUCGCUGCUACCUGCCUCCCAAGGCCAUGGGCAUGCCGGUGCCGGUGCCGGUGAGCAGUCGAGACAGGAACGCGCGCAUGCGUCACGUGCAUCAGGAGCAGGCCUUGGCCGCCGUCUUGCCACCAGCUGGGCCGCUAAUGGAUACGCCACGUGUGCGCAUUUGGCUCGAGCUAGGCGGCCUGAAUGGCUCCGGUUCUGUGGAGGUGGGCGUGGCCACGACACUCACCGUGCGCGCUAUUGUGCCCGGCAACAUUGGCGUGCGUGUCGUCGACUGUGCCGCACUGGAUGGCCUGGGCGAGUCCACACAACAGCUGCUGGACGCACGAGGCUGUCCCAUCGAUGAACAGGUUAUGCCCGCCUUGCACACCCGACACAAGCCAGCCGAGGAGGGCUGGUCCAAGCAAGAGGAGGAAGAUCUUGUGGAGCGUACAUUUACAGCCACAUUUCCCGCCUUCAAGUUUCCCGAUCGCGAACGCUUGCAUGUGAGUUGUGGCGUGCAGCUUUGCAAGGGGAAGUGUCCAAAUCUCAAUUGUCGCCUGGCCGAGCAGCAGCCGCAACUAAAUGCUGAUCUUCAUCUAGCACGCAUCGAGGUAUUCAAUUCGUUGGCAGUAACAGCUCCCCAAAUAGAGGUAGAUCGGCUGCGUUAUGAUCGGCGCUAUAACAUGAGCGUAGAGGAGUACGCACCAAAUGUUCGUCCUCUACCCAGUGAGGGUACGCUCUGUCUAUCCAUCUCCAAGCUAGCCAUAUCCUUUUGCAUACUUGGCCUGAUAUUCCUUGUGGCUGUCAUCGUGGCGAUAUUUUCGCUAAUACGCACCCGUCGGCGCGAACGACGUCGUGGCAUCGGUGACUUGGGCAGUGGUGGAAUCGGUGGAACGACCACUUCGAAUAGCAGCAGCCGUCUUCAACGUGCCGACAUCUGCACAUCCAUGUUUUCCUCAAGCAGCGAGUCAGCGCAGUCAGCGCCCCGCUUUGGAGGCAAGUUUCUGAUGCCCUACUAUCCGAAUACCUUGCCCUACGGACGUGUGUACUAAAUAGCGCCACCUCCCGUGUCUUCUGAACCUAACUUUUCUCUCGUCUUUGGGCAUGCUUUGGUUCACCAAUUCUAUAGACUGAUGUGGCUUAAACCUCAAAACCCUGGAAUUCGUUUAACGAAAACGCAACGAA
Scaptodrosophila lebanonensis is the source of this 1588-nucleotide messenger RNA. RefSeq lists its product as uncharacterized. The coding region runs from base 1 to 1455 and encodes 484 amino acids. NCBI's taxonomy places the organism in Eukaryota, Metazoa, Arthropoda, Insecta, Diptera, Drosophilidae. The record is from RefSeq and is a predicted model, not a curated record. The transcript has 7 exons.